This is a messenger RNA of Tetranychus urticae (two-spotted spider mite), 2097 nucleotides long. Its product is annotated as abnormal spindle-like microcephaly-associated protein homolog. Gene Ontology annotation, biological process: establishment of meiotic spindle localization; mitotic cell cycle; spindle organization. Gene Ontology annotation, cellular component: spindle pole. The record is from RefSeq and is a predicted model, not a curated record. Gene Ontology annotation, molecular function: calmodulin binding. Lineage: Eukaryota; Metazoa; Arthropoda; Arachnida; Trombidiformes; Tetranychidae.
UCAAAUCUUCAAAUUGGUGGUCGUUUCAAACGUCUCGUUUGUUAUUUGACAAAUAAUAUCAGUUCUUUGCUUGUUCCCAAGUUAUAACAGGAAUAGUUAUGCAUUGUCAAACUUUUAAUUUCAAUAAUAUGGUGACUCCUCAUCGUGUUUGUCGAGAAAUAAAUCAGAAUGGUAGCCAUACUUUUAUCAUACCUCCACCAUCACCUAAAAGAGUCGACGAGAAUGAAGAAACUCCGAUAUUGUUACUGGAAUCUUUUCAAAGACCACCAUUUGUCAACUUUGGAAAGGUUGAUAUUGGUUCUAAAUCGAUGAAAAGUUGUAUCGUUCACAAUCCUGCUGAUGUAGCGCAACAACUGAAAAUUACAAAAAUUCCUAAACCAGAAGAUGGAUUUACAAUCGAUGAUGUUCCAAUCACCUUGGAUGCUGGUCAAAAGAUAUCGUUUAAUGUUACUUGGUGCCCCGAUAAAGUUGGCAAUGUGCGGGGAAAAAUACAUUUUGUUACCUCUUUCAAUGAAAAAUUUGAAGUGACUUUAAUAGGAACAGCUGCAGAGAAAAAAAAACUGAAAAGACGAGCUAAUCAAAGAAAAAGAGCGUUGAUUCCGACUUUCGAGCAAAUUUCUUCCGGACCAAAUGAACAAAAUUUAACUGCCAAUAAGCAAACAACUUGUGUCACUCGAAAACAACAUCAAGAAGCUACCGAUGAAAGAGACCGAAAGCUCGAAGCUGCAGCAAUAAUCAUCCAAAAAAAUUGGAAAGGAUAUUUUGCACGAAAACAAUUCUCCAAAAUGAAACUUGCAAGCAGCAAAAUUCAAAAGUGGUGGAGAUCAUACGUCAAUCAACGAAAAUCUGAUAGACGGGACACAUUCGUUGUAGCUGUUCCAUAUAACGCAGCUUUAACUAUACAGAAAUACUGGAGAGGGUUUAAAGUCCGUAAGGAUUUUGCCAUGAUAGCUCAAAAGAAGCACUAUAUUGUUCCUGUUCUACAAAAUAAUACUAGCCAAGAUUCGUUACAAAUUAAGGAUACGCCAGCUCUCCCACUUGGCUUCCGAACUGAUAUUGCAUUUAAAAAGCUCAUCAAUUAUCGAAAAUUCUGUCAAUUACAAGCCGCUCUUUCAUCUUUGGAGACCACUACUAAGAUAUCUCCUGAAUCUUGCUGUAAAAUUGCUUCACCAUCUACUGUGGAUACUAUUCUAGAUAUAAUCAAGAGUUCAAAUAGAAGUGAACCUUCCAAAUUAGUAAUCUCGCAUGCUUUCAGCAUUUUAUUGAGUCUGGUCAAGUUUGAAAAAACCCAGGACCUGGUCGUAGAUUGCCGAGCAGUUAUUGAUAUUUGUAUUGAAAAAGCAAAAGUUCAUAAUAAAGUGGAAAACAUAUUUUGUAAAUGUUUAACUCUCAUUUAUCUGAUGGUUGUUAAAAGUUCUAAUAGAGAUGCCAUUAUCUCUGAUCUAAAAAUCAACAAAAAUCUGAUGAGUCUUAUUGCGCUAGAAGCUUCAUUCAUCAAAUCUCACAAAAAACGUAAAAUAUCCAAAGAGAUUGUAUUCUAUCCUUAUUGGUCAUCGGCUAAAAAUGUUACAUACGAAUUCACUGAUCGCUUCACAGCUCUUGAACAUGUUAAUUAUAUUUUUAAAAGCAAACUGUUCUAAUCUUCAAACAUUUCAUAUACAUAUUAUCGCAAAUUUUUUAACAAAUCACAUCAUUAUUGGAACUGCACAGCUAACAAGUCUUCUAUUUUUGUCAAGACUCCGGAAAAAUGCUAAUUCAAAGCAUUCUAAUCUCCAAACCUCCUUUCAUAAGCCAUAUUAAUUUCAAAACAAAGCAUCCGCUUUAUUUUACUUAUUCUCAUUAACUUUCUAACUGACUUUUUUACGUCCAAAUCAAGCAAAUCCAUUUUGUAUGCUGAAAAAUACGACAUAUUUUACUUCACUUCUCACUCGAUUGACGGUUAUUCUUUGCAUUAAUUUUUGAUAAUUUGUUGAAAGAUGAUAAAUCUUAAUAAAUCAUGUAAGCUCAUCACAUUUUUAUUCAUUAAUUUAAAAAUUUAAAAUAUCUUUCUUUAUCUUUCCCUCUUUCUAGAAUAAUCACAUAUCUUUUGUAUUUUAA